AUGCGGCGCCUGGAGGCAGAGGGGCUGUCGCAGAGGUGCCAGCGGCUGCCCUGCCGCGAGGCGACGCGCGAGGAGCUCGAGCUGCGGCACACGGCGGAGCACGUGGAGGCGAUGCUCGGGCUGGGAGCGCUCGGGGAGGCCGCGGCGGCCCAGAAGGGCCGGGAGUACAAGGACGUCUUCCUGUGCCCCGAGUCCACGACGGCUGCCCUCCUCUCCGCCGGCGCGGUACUGGAGGCCACGGAGCGGGUGUGCGCGGGAGAGGCACCGUCGCCGGGGACAAGCGGCAGGGGGGGGUUCGCGCUUCGGUCCGCCGCAAUCUGUACAUAA
Messenger RNA from Prorocentrum cordatum, 327 nucleotides. The record is from the annotation of a GenBank genome assembly. NCBI's taxonomy places the organism in Eukaryota, Dinophyceae, Prorocentrales, Prorocentraceae.